This is a messenger RNA of Staurois parvus, 407 nucleotides long. Lineage: Eukaryota; Metazoa; Chordata; Amphibia; Anura; Ranidae. The record is from the annotation of a GenBank genome assembly.
AUGGGGCCCCCAGGCAAUAGGGGAUCAUGGGGCCCCUGUGUCCUUGCCCAAACUCAAAAAAGCCUAUGAAAAAGUAGUGCAUGUACUACUAUAGAAACCGUCCACCCCUGGCUAUAUAAAAGUGUAAGCAGUGGGGGUGCACAAUGUCAAUGAUAUCAAAAGCACUCCCACCCAGGGAGACUGACAACUCAUGGGGCCCCUGGGCAAUAGAGGAUCAUGGGGCCCCUGUGUCCUUGCCCAAACUCAAAAAAGCCUAUGAAAAAGGUACCAGGGGCAUCUCAUGGGGCCCCCUACUGACCCCGGGCCCUCGAGCAGUGCCCGAGUUUCCAAAUGGUCAGUCCACCCCUGCUCCCACCCCUAUGUAUAUGUGCAGCUAUGGGGUGAGUAAUUUCCUGCCCCCAGCUCAA